Messenger RNA from Oxyura jamaicensis (ruddy duck), 5641 nucleotides. It is a transcript of the gene IGDCC3, whose product is annotated as immunoglobulin superfamily DCC subclass member 3. Gene Ontology annotation, cellular component: plasma membrane; axon. Gene Ontology annotation, molecular function: protein binding. Gene Ontology annotation, biological process: cell-cell adhesion; axon guidance. The transcript has 14 exons. The record is from RefSeq and is a predicted model, not a curated record. Lineage: Eukaryota; Metazoa; Chordata; Aves; Anseriformes; Anatidae. The coding region runs from base 109 to 2439 and encodes 776 amino acids.
CCCUUUCUCAAGCGGAGGGAGGAUCUCUGCCUCGCCUCCUCCCUUCCCCUCCCGCCCCGGCUGCUCCCUCCCCGUGGGGCGCAGGGAGGCGAGCCCGCCCGGGAUGCCAUGGCUCCGCCGGGCUCCGCGCUGCCCGCCUGCCUGCUGGGGCUGCUGCUGCUCGCCUGCCGCGGAGAUUUCGGCCGUUCCUCCGAGCUGGCGUUCGUGGUGGAGCCCAGCGACGACAUCGCGGUGCAGGAGCAGCCCUUGAUCCUCUACUGCCAGGUGGAGGGCAUCCAGCCCAUCACCAUCACGUGGCGGAAGAACGGCGCGAUGAUCGUGGACAGCGAGAACGCCUUCAUGUUGGCCAACGGCUCGCUCUACGUCUCCCGCUUCCAGAGGGUCCGCGGGGACGGGUCCUCGGACGAAGGCGAGUACGACUGCAUGGCGCAGAACCACUACGGGCUGGUGGUGAGCAGGAAAGCCAAGAUCCAGGCAGCCACAAUGUCCGAUUUCCACAUCCACCCGCAGAACGCGGUGGUGGAGGAAGGGGGUGUCGCGAGGUUCCAGUGCCAGAUCCACGGCCUGCCCGAGCCCGUCAUCCUCUGGCACAAGAACCGCAUGCCGGUCAACACGGACAACGAAAGGUACACGCUGCUUCCCAAGGGGGUUCUCCAGAUUACGGGGCUGAGGGCAGAGGACAGCGGGAUUUUUCACUGCGUCGCUACCAACAUUGCUAAUGUGAAAUUCAGCCGGGAGGCCAGGCUCACUGUGUCAGGCUCCCACUCCACUGUUUACAAGGACCCCAUGAUUCUCGUCGGACCGGAGAACCUCACGCUGACGGUGCACCAGACCGCGGUGCUGGAGUGCAUCGCCACCGGCAAUCCCCGGCCCAUCGUCUCCUGGAGCCGCCUAGACGGCCGCCCGAUUGGCGUGGAGGGGAUCCAGGUGCUGGGCACAGGAAAUCUCAUGAUCUCGGACCUCACCGUGCAGCAUUCUGGCAUCUACGUGUGCGCCGCCAACAAACCCGGCACGCGGGUGCGACGGACCGCGCAGGGCAGGCUCGUGGUGCAAGCCCCUGCGGAGUUCGUGCAGCACCCCCAGUCCAUCUCCAGGCCCGUGGGGACCACUGCCAUCUUCACCUGCGUGGCCCAGGGGGAGCCCCCGCCGCAGAUCACUUGGCUGAGGAACGGGCAGAUCCUGGAGACCAGCGACCACAUAAAGCUGAAGAAUAACAACAGCACCCUCUCCAUCUACGGGAUCAACCAGGCGGACGAGGCCAUCUACCAGUGCAUCGCCGAGAACAGUGCCGGCUCCACGCAGGCCAGCGCCCGCCUGACGGUGCUGUGGGCGGACGGGCUGCCGGGGCCUCCGCAGGCCGUGAAGGCUGAGACGGUGUCUGCAACCACCAUCCAGGUGUCAUGGAAGGAGCCCCUCCAGAACACCAAGGAGAUCAUCGGCUACGUGCUGCACAUUCGGAAAGCUGCAGAUCCCGUGGAGAUGGAGUAUCAGGAGGCUGUUAGCAAGAGCACCUUCCAGCAGCUGGUGACUGAUUUAGAGCCCUCGACCAGCUAUAGCUUCUAUAUAAAGGCUUACACCUCCCGCGGUGCCAGCAAGGCCUCAGAAGUCACAGUGGUGAGCACGCUGGGAGAAGUCCCGGCCAUGCCGUCCCUCUUCAUUAAAGUCAUUAACAGCACUGCUGUCCAGGCCACGUGGGAGCCCUCCAUCAAACUGGGCCAGCACGAAGGCUUCAAGCUCUACUACCGCAAAGUCCACCUCUCCCAGUACACGGGUCCGGUGCUACUGGCCAGCAACAUAACGGCGUACAACAUUACCCACCUGGAUGCGUCAGUGGUGUACGAAGUCAAACUCCUCGCCUACAACCAGCACGGGGAUGGGAAUUCAACUGUCCGCUUUGUGUCCUUGAGGGAAACCGUGGAGAGGACAGCGCUGAACCCCCCCUGUGACUGCAUGAAGGACGAGCAGAACAAUAAAACCUCCACGACUGGUAUCAUCAUUGGCAUCCACAUUGGCGUCACGUGCAUCAUAUUCUGCGUCCUUUUCCUCAUGUUUGGGUACAGAGGAAGGCUGCUGAUGUGUAAAAACGUGCAGGAGCAGCUGUCGACCCCGCAGAUCCCGAGGAGCCAGAGGAGCGCCACGGGGCUUGUUCUGAACGGGGCCGCCCGCAGGGACAGGGACGAGCGGGACUUGAACGGGAAGCAGCUGGAUAUGAACGAGCUGGAGAGGUUAUUCCCAGCAGCACCCUGCCAGGAGCAGCAGGACAAGGGAACAACGCCGGCUCACAGCCCUCCUUCCACCCACGACGACACCCAGAUAUCCACGCUGCCCUUGGACGAGUUCAGCAUCAUCGAGGAGCAGCCAGAGCCUCCCCAAAAAAGCCCCUGCGGCGGCAGCCCCGCGGCUCCGGCCCCCCACCCCAUUCCCACCCAUGAAGGAUAACCUGCCAAGGCUCGAACCCUCGUGGAGGAGCUACCAGAAACCAAAACCGCGGCUGGCGACGUCUUUACGAUGAUUUCCUCAAUCUCAGGUCAAUUGAAGAUUUCUACGGUCUGAUUGUUAUUUUUUUGUUUUGCUUUAUUUUUUUAUAUAUAUAUAUAAAUAUAUAUAUAUAUGUGUGUGUAUACAGCCUUUUGGAAACUCUGUGAAGUUUGUCAUUCCGACCUGUCUCAGGCCUCUUGGUGCGUUUCUUUCGACGAUGGCUUUAUCAAGGCUGGUCACGAUUGAUUUUUCCCGCUGCUGCUAAGUCAAAGACUCCCUGGCAGAGUCUGGCAAACUCUCCCGUCCCUGACGUUUUUGGGGAUACAGUGGAGCCUCGUCCUCUUGGCAUCACAGACUUCUUCCUGCUCAGCAGCUUUAGGACUACUUUUGGGAUCUAUUUUUUAUUUUGAGAAGGCUGGAUUCAGAGAAACCCUUCGAACUUGACUCCAAAAAUCGAGGCCUGGGAAGGCCGUCUUUCCAUGGAUUUGAUGAUUUUGUACACUUUUGCUAUUUCUCAGGAUAUUUUUUUCUGAAUGACUCUAUAUAAUAUGGAAAAAAAUAAGAAAAAAAAAAAAGAAAAAAAAUCAAAAAAAGAGUGUGUCAAAGGAGGCCUGCCUGAGGGCUACUGAAAGACUUGGACAAACAACCCGAGUGAAAUCAGAACCUACCUCAACCGGAAUGAAUGUCUUCUGGGGAGCAGAAAUGCCUGCGUCUUCCUUCGCGUUCAGAAACAAGUAGUGGAGCACUUGGUCAGUACAAGCUUGGUCCUACCUCAGCAGUCACGCUCCGUACCUGCCGCGUUGUUGUUUUUGUUGUCGUCGUUCCCGUGUAAAGCACUUCCAAACCUUGAAAGCAAUGUUCUACCUCAAGCGUGAUAGAAAUUCGUGUGUGUGCGCCUCCCCCACCCCCAAAUCCUGCCUCCUCCACCCGGCCCCGUGCCAAGGCGGCGGGCUGGCAUCCGGCAGCGCUUGCGCUAACGCCUCGCUGGUCGCAUGAGCUUUACUUGUAGGCACGGUGGGAUUUCGCCGGGUGGAGAUUCGUAUCCUGGUUUUUACUUUAAAGACUGUUGGGGCCAUGAUGGAUGCGUGGCUGCUGGUGCCCCGUGGCUUUCUGGCUCCGUUGCUCUCGCAGGAUGGAACCAGGCUCCCAGCCCCAAAUGCCUGCCUUGGCCCGUCCUGGGUGCGUUUGGGCUGGGUGCUUGGGUCUCUUCUGUGCCAGGCCCAGGGCACCCUGUGCCCCAUUAGCUUGCCGCCCUCAAGGCCGAUUCCCCCAGGACGGUUUAUGGCGUGUGCCAGCACCACGAGGCACCCCUGCGAGCUGGGAACCCCGACGUCACCGUCUUGUCCCUUCAAAGCCCACCCUGCCGCCAGGAGCUCUUCAUGGAAACCCUGACCCAGCACUUCCAGACCCCGCUGAGAUGCAGCUGAGCUCCUCCAGCGUAUUCUCAGCCAGCAGGGCUCAUCCCCGGGUGGGCAUGGCCAAAGGAUGGGCACAACCUCUCCGGGCUCUCUUCUCCACGGAGGACGAGGCAAGGAGGGGAGCUCCUGGGCAGUGAUGCAGGACAGGAUCCAAUGCUGGAGGACGCUGGGGGCUGCCGGCAGCCACCCACGCCCAGGGUGGGCAGAGGGGCUCCCGACACCAAAGAGAGGUUUUGUGCGUGGCCCCCACCAACCCCCCGCCGUUUUGGGGUUGUCCUGGCACGGAGCAGCCCGACGAGGCCUCGUGAGUUGGUGUGUGAGCGAUGACAUCCGUGGGGUGAGAUGGGGGCACGCACAGGGGGCGGGGAUGUCUGCCAGGCAGAGGGCAGACAAUUCCCCCCAACCCCGUGUGGAUUCGUUAAAACCGGACAAAUGUGAAGGUCCGAACUCCUUGUGGAGGUGGUGGUACAUCAGACGUCGCCGUAUUUGCAAAGAAAGGAAUCAGGAAAGGAAAUGAGUUUAAGUUUAAAAGAAAUGAUAAUUGUAUUUUUUUAAAUGGUACCAGUGGGAGGGUCCCGUGUGUCAGAAACAUCCCCCAUCACCUUCACGUUUGGCAACGGGAUGCUAAUUAUGUAAAUAAUGCGAUAUACAGGAUGGUAAGGAAAACGUCACGUCCCAUGUGCUGCGUCCUGGGGCUGGGCUGGGGACGGCUGGGGGGGCUGGAUGCGAGCAGGACUCUGUGCUUCCAGGUCAGAUUUGUGCAUUAAUCCCCCACGUAGCCCCUCCGCCAGCCCGAAUCCUGCUCACAUCAGCCACGGAGGACGUGGAUGUGCGAUGCUGGGUGCGGGGAUGGCGUGCGAAGGGUGCCAGUGCGGCGUGGGGCAGGCAGGCAGGAGGAGGAGAUGCCCGCAGCUCCAGCCUGCGGUGCUCACGGCCAGGAGGGUUUCAUUUUUGCAGAUCCAUCAGCUUUUUUUUAACCCUACCCGAAGUUCUUGCUGUGAUUCACAACCCCUCCGUUGACCAACCCAACUGGCCGAAGGCGCGGAGUCUGGGUUUCAUCAUGUUUGGCCAAGGACCGUAGGCUCAGCUCGCUCCUGGCCCCCAGGCAUCGAGACGGGGACAGAGCUGAGCCCCAUCUCCCCCAUUCUGGGUCCUGACCUCACGCCGCAGCACCCCAAAUCUCCUCCUCCCACCCUGCUCCCGGCCCCGCCACGCGUUUCGUGCCGUUGUCUUCGUGCGGGACGGCGGAGCUCACGUCGGAUAAGUACUGUUGCCAAAGUGAACACAUGAUGUAGAGUAGCUUUCAGCUCAGAGUCCCUGGAGCUGUGAACAUGCUAUUAAUUUAAUAUCAUAUUAUUGUGAUAUUGUAAUAGUAACAAGUAUUUGUCACUACUUCCUUUUAUUAAAGGGAAAUGCUGUGCCAUUUGACUAGCUGAAAUACGAUAGUAUGUCGAGAGUAGACCUUUUUUUGUUUUUUUAAUAAUUAUACAGAAAUGUAAUGGCUUGAACCAAUGCAGAUUAUGGGUUGGUUUGAGACGCUUGAAGAUGGAUGUGAAUCUUUAAAGACUAUUUUUAGACGUUUAGCUUUUCCUCUUUUUGGGGUUUCUUUUACACUCUUGUCAAUCCGUUACCGCUGGGACCGAUCCACAGGUGUUUGCAGCAGGGCAGCCCCGAAGGGCUGAGGCUGGAGGGGGAUGCAACCUUCCCUGAAUUAUCGAAACCUCUCAAGUCUGCAAAAUUGGGGA